AUUUUACACAUCUCUUUUUCGUUCGUAGCAGUUCAAAAUUAUACCGUUUACUCAGUUAAUUCCUCCUUCCUAAAAUGAGUGGAAUUUUCUUAAAAUAUCUGCCCAGAAAGCAGUUGCUUCAUCAAUCACUAAACUUUGCGCGGGGAAUGGCCAAAAAGAAGGACCAAAGCCAGGGCACCGAAAAGGGCAAGAAGACCUGUGCCAAGAAUCAGUUCUUUGGCGGCUGCUUUAAGAAGUCUGAGCCUUUUAGGCGGGAGAACAAGAAGGAGAAGAGCAAACGCUGUCGGGAUCCUUGCAAAGAUGGACCUUGUCGCCCAGAGAAGUGAAAACUGCAAUUACAAUUCCCGUCACUCUAGCUUCGUUUAGUUUCCAUUUCCAAGGAAAUUCGCUUUGGGCAAUGGCGGCGUUGAAAAGAAUAUGCCAAUACUGAUUUCUCCAGAAAAAUUCAGUAAAGUAAUAAAGGGACUUACAUUAAGCUUA
Molecule: messenger RNA, 480 nt
Organism: Drosophila santomea
Lineage: Eukaryota; Metazoa; Arthropoda; Insecta; Diptera; Drosophilidae
Exons: 2
Coding region: 75-326 (83 amino acids)
Source: RefSeq, a predicted model, not a curated record